Molecule: messenger RNA, 693 nt
Organism: Symbiodinium natans
Lineage: Eukaryota; Dinophyceae; Suessiales; Symbiodiniaceae
Source: the annotation of a GenBank genome assembly
AUGGACACCUUCGACGCGGACGCGCUCACGCUCUGCACGGCAGCUCCCGCAGCGCUGGAGCAGCCGAUGUACUACCUCUCGCCUGCACAGGCGCUAUUGGUGGAGGAGUCAGAGAUCCUCAAGGAUGCAGUUGCAGCUGCUGGUGGCCUUCAGGACCGCGCGGAUGGCAAGCUGGGUUGCUACGUGCCCCACCGGGUGGUCGCUGCUGCACUGAGACUCCCUCCCGGCGGGAUCAACAUGGCCGAGGCCAAGUAUGGCGCGUAUCUUUGGUGCACAGAAUUCGAGAAUGUGCACUCCACAUGGGUGUUUGAGGAACCAGGCCUCCACUACGAUGGACUGCGGUUCAAUGGACCCGAGCAACUCUUUCAGCUGCACAAGUUCGGGCCCAAAGGCUCGAAGGCGUUCAGGGACAUGGCGCCAGCUUUUGCGGAGGCCUCCGCCAACAAAGCGUUCAGCAUGGGCAGGGGCGCGAGCCUUCCACCGGAUUGGGAGGACAUGAAGGAGGCCGUGAUGCGCGAAGUCCUCCGUGCGAAGUUUGAGCAUGCUGGCCUGCGCCAGCUUCUCAAAAGCACCCACCCCCACCCACUGGUCUCCGUGAAGCCCGAUGCUUAUUGGGGCACGGGCCUGGAUGGCACUGGCCGAAACCGACUGGGCGCCUUGCUGGAAGAACUGCGCCAGGAGCUUCUGCGUUGA